AUGGAAGUACGGCGUCCGGAUCAAGAACAAAAGGACCAGAAAAUCACACUGCCCAUCCACAACAACGACAUGAACACGGAGUCCUUCCCAUCUGGCACAUCCGCUACGGCCGGGCUGUUUCUCGAAAUUGACCUAACUAUCAAGACUGCCACUCUACAGCGCCGACUGUGGGAUUAUGCAGAGAUCGUGUACUCCCCAUUAGGGUAG
Molecule: messenger RNA, 207 nt
Organism: Penicillium riverlandense
Lineage: Eukaryota; Fungi; Ascomycota; Eurotiomycetes; Eurotiales; Aspergillaceae
Exons: 2
Coding region: 1-207 (68 amino acids)
Source: RefSeq, a predicted model, not a curated record